AUGACUGAGACAAAGCAGAGACAGGAAGACCUUAUUUACCCAGGGGCAGUAAAGCCAGGUGGGUCCAGGCAACCAGCGGCACCUGCAGCAUUGAUUAAAACAUGACGCACCUGUUGAGGAGGAGGGCUGCAGGGGUGACCAUGGAUGCAUGGCCAACAGAACAUCAAGGCCGGGAGGGGGGAGGGAAGAGAAAGGAGGGAGGACGGAAGAGGACGUUUACCUGACCCUAGUAGGUUGUGAGUCAUCACUGGGUCCUUGUGUAGAAGAGAUAACACUAGUAGAUGGGGGCUCUUAUAACACUAAUAGCUAAUGGCUAUCUAAUAUAUAAAUAUAAUAUAGUGGAUAUCUAAUCUAGGUACAGAGGGGUCUUUAGAAGUCUUUCUGUCAGUCUGUGAGUGUCUGAAUGAUUCAGAGGCUGUCUUUCUCAUUCAGAAUCAGAGACAGUGAGUGACUGUAGGGAGUUUUUCCAAGCCACUGUGCAUCUACAUCUGCAUUGCUUGCUCUUUGGGGUUUUAGGCUGGGUUUCUGUAUAAGCACUUUGUGACAACUGCUGAUGUAAAAAAGGCUUUAUAAAAUAAAUGUGAUUGAUUGACUACCUCCAUCAUUUUGACUGUACAACCCAUGGCUACACCAACAUCCUGAAGUACACACUGAGUGUACAAAACAUUAGAAACACCUUCCUAAUAUUGAGUUCCACCCCCUUUUGCCCUCAGAAAAGACUCAAUUCGUCGGGGCAUGGAUUCUACACGGUGUCGAAAGCGUUCCACAGGGAUGCUGGCCCAUGUUGACUCCAAUGUCUUCCAUCAGUUGUGUCAAGUUGGCUGGAUGUCCUUUGGGUGGUGGACCAUUCUUGAUACAGACAGGAAACUGUUGAAUGUGAAAAACCCAGCAGCGUUGCAGUUCUUAACACUGAAACCGGUGCGCCUGGCACCUACUACCAUACCCUGUUCAAAGGCACUUAAAUCUUUUGUCUUCCCCAUUCACCCUCUGAAUGGCACACAGACACAAUCCAUGUCUCAACUGUCUCAAGGCUUAACAAUCCUUCUUUAACCCGUCUACUCCCCUUCAGCUACACCAGGGAUGGGCAACUUUGAUGGGAGUUGGGGGCCACAAAAAAAUAGAACUUAUCAUGAGGGGCCGCAGUGGCUUGUGGGCAUCCAUACAUCACCCCCCCGGGGUGGAGAGAAGAUUUUGUAAUUUUAUAACUAAUUUCAUGCAAUUCUAUUCAUUUUACCAUAGGGUGGAGGCUAUUGUUUGCCGUUUUUUUUAUAUGAUAACUGAUGAUCAAUGGGCCCCACAUUCGAGAACGCUUACUACAAGUUUAGAUAGCUUAGUUAGAUAGCUUAGUUAGAUAGCUUAGUUAGAUAGCUUAGUUAGAUAGAUUAGUCUAUAGCCGCUAGAGACAUGGCACCUCGUCUAUUCUAUUAUUCUAACUCUCAACAGGAAGUUUAGAUCCCGACUGAGUUCAAAUAUAUAUCUAUUUCUUUUUGGUGGGGGAUUUAACAAAAAGAAAUAGAUCGUAGCUUUCACCUGGUCAGUCUAUGUCAUGGAAAGAGCAGGACAUUUUACAUGUACAUUUUAGUCAUUUAGCAGACGCUCUUAUCCAGAGCGACUUACAGGAUCAAUUAGGGUUAAGUGCCUUGCUCAAAGGCACAUCGGCAGGUUUUUCACCUAGUCGGCUCGGGGAUUAGAACCAGCGACCUUUCGGUUACUGGCACAACGCUCUUAACCACCAAGCUACCUGCCGCCCCACAGGAGUUCUUAAUGUUUUGUAUACUCAGUGUAAAUACUGUCAAGAAGCUCAGCGUAAAUACUGUCAAGGAGCUCAGUGUAAAUACUGUCAAGAAGCUCAGUGUAAAUACUGUCAAGGAAGCUCAGUGUAAAUACUGUCAAGAAGCUCAGUGUAAAUACUGUCAAGAAGCUCAGUGUAAAUACUGUCAAGGAGCUCAGUGUAAAUACUGUCAAGAAGCUCAGUGUAAAUACUGUCAAGGAGCUCAGUGUAAAUACUGUCAAGGAGCUCAGUGUAAAUACUGUCAAGGAGCUCAGUGUAAAGCCCGAGUUCUCCCGAGUGGCGCAGUUAUCUAAGGCACUGCAUCGCAGUGCUAGCUGUGCCACUAGAGAUCCUGGUUCGAAUCCAGGCUCUGUCGUAGCCGGCCGCGACCGGGAGACCCAUGGGGCGGCGCACAAUUGGCCCAGCGUCGUCCAGGGUAGGGGAGGGAAUGGCCGGCAGGGAUGUAGCUCAGUUGGUAGAGCAUGGCGUUAGCAACGCCAGGGUUGUGGGUUCGAUAAAAGAAUGUAUGUGCUAACUUUAAGUCGCUCUGGAUAAGAGCGUCUGCUAAAUGACUCAAAUGUAAAUGUCUUUAUCUCUUGUCUGCAGAUCAUGAGGCUGUCAGCACUGGAGACCCACGUGAGGAAUAUCCGGAAGACAGCAGGAGAGAAGCCCCUGUUCUAUGGAGCCCUGUUCCUGUGGCUCAUGGGCAGCGUUGACAAGGCCAAAGACUACAUUGACAAGAUACUGAAGAUAUCCAAGUCCUCAAAAGAGGUCCAUAGCAAUACACGACACCAGUAUUAUUCAGCAAUCAUUUAGGCUCAUUUGAAGCUCUAUAGCAGGGGUGUCAAACGUACGGCCCACGGGCCGGAUCAGGCCCGCAAACUGGUUUAAUCCGGCCCGCGAGAUGAUUUUGAAAAAAAAAAAUAUAUACAUUUUUUUUAUUUUAAUUCAAUAAAAUAAACUGCUGUUCCAAUUGUAUCCACUGGAUGGCGCAAUAGCAAUUGUGUUAAGCAAGCAAACUGUUUAUACCGGGGCAGAGCAAGUAGGUCAAGCACGUGCAGCCAAUGAGCUACUUUGUUUUGCCCGCGAUAUUUAUUACGGCUUCUACUUUUAACAUUAUGUGCUUUGGCACCCUCAUUGCCCCAAUAUGUCUCUGUCAAAAAGAGAAAAGUGGACACAGAGUGCAGAGUGUUCCAAGAAAAAUGGUCAUCCUAUUUAAUCACGGAAUUGAAUGGGAAAGCUGUAUGUUUGGUGUGUUCAGAGCAUGUUGCAGUACUGAAAGAAUAUAACCUUCGUCGCCACUAUGUGAGUCUUCAUGCCGACAAAUAUGACAACUUUCAAGGACAGCGGAGAUGAGAGAAGGUGAAUGAACUGUUGGCGGGUCUGAAGAAACAGCAGUCUGUGUUUACUCACAGCGGAGACAUCAGUGACGCUGCAGUGAAAGCUAGCUACCUCAUUGCUAAUGAAAUCGCAGUGGCUUCAAAACCAUUUAGUGAGGGUGAAUUUGUAAAAACAUGCAUGAUGAAGGCAGCGGAGAUUGUGUGCCCUGAAAAGCGGCAGGCUUUUGCAAAUAUCAGCCUGACAAGAAACACAGUUGCAGACAGGAUUUCCGAUCUUUCAGUGGAUUUGGACAGCCAGUUGAAGAAAAAUUAAAGUCAUUUAUUGCAUUUUCGGUUGCAAUUGAUGAAAGCACGGACAUUACAGAUGUUGCACAACUGGCCAUUUUUUCAUCCGCGGAGUUGAUGACACAUUGACCGUCACCGAGGAGUUCGUGGAGUUGGUGCCGAUGACAGAUACAACGACAGCAGCUGAUAUUUUUACCGCACUCGUCGGCGCGCUGGACAGGGUCGGAGUGGACUGGUCCCGCGCUGUCAGCCUGGCUACAGAUGGUGCGCCCUCAAUGAUCGGGAAAAAAAGCAGGCGUUGUGACAAAGUUCAGAGAGAAAGUGCAAUCUGCAAAUGGAGGACGUGAUUUUUUGACUUUUCACUGUAUUUUGCACCAGGAGGCUUUGUGUUGCAAGUCAUUAAAGAUGGAUAACGUCAUGAAGGUAGUCAUCCAAACUGUUAAUUUCAUCCGAUCCAGAAGCCUGAAUCACCGUCAGUUUGACAGCCUUCUCAGAGAGAAAGACCACAUCUAUGGCCUGCCAUACCACACUGAGGUAAGAUGGUUAAGCCGAGGUGCUGUGCUGAGGCAUUUCUUUGAUUUACGAGAAGAAAUUGAACAGUUCAUGGAAGAAAAAGGGCAAACCAGUGUUAGAAUUUCAUUCCGCAGAAUGGAUGCCGGACCUUGCAUUAAUGGUGGAUGUUACAGAGCACCUGAAUAACUUGAACAAACAGCUGCAAGGGCGCAACAAAGUUGCCACGCAGUAUUAUGACAGCAUACGUUCUUUCAAGUUGAAGCUGUCAUUGUGGGAGACGCAACUUGCCGGUGGUGAUGCAGCUCACUUCCCCUGUCUGAAAAAUGUGUGCGCGACCCAACAUGUGGCAGACAUGAAGCGGUUCAAAGAUAAAAUAACGGGACUGUUACGGGAGUUUGAGCAACGCUUUCAGAUUUAUGUAUAUGUUUUUAUGUUGAUGUGCUAUUGUUUUUAAUUGAUUUUAUUUUAUUUGUAUAUUUAACCUAUUCUUGACUCUGUGGUUCUUGCACUUGUUUGGGGAACAGGAUUUCAUUAUUUUUAUCUACAUUUCUGCCUGAGAAAUGACACCCUGAUAUAGUUCUGUGAUCUGUGAAACAGUUCUGUUAAUCACUGAGGCAUUGUGUGUUUGUGUGUUCUUUUUCUUUAGAAUUUUCAAAUAAACUUGACGUGUUUUAUGAUUAAUAGUGAUGUUGUGCUUGUACUAUUUUGGACACACUGUCCUCAGGCUCCAGCUUUAUGUUGUAUGUUGAUCGUAUUAAAACAAAGAAAACAAUCUGAAGUUGUUGUUUUUAAGUUAUAUAUACCAUGAUUUUUCCGGUCCGGCCCACUUGGGAAUAGAUUUUCCUCCAUGUGGCCCCUGAGCUAAAACGAGUUUGACACCCCUGCUCUAUAGUAUGAUUUCAAACAUAGCACAUGAAUAUUCAGGUUUACCAAGUGCAUGACAAAUCUAUGAAUGAUAUUUUCUGUAGUUCCAAAGUAAUACCUUGCUUGGUCAGAAGACACUGUGGUGAACUCUAGUUGUUCCUCUCUUUCCCAGGGCUCUAUCCUGAAGGGCUGGGUGGAUAUGAACUCAGAGGAUGAGUUUCAGAGGAACAACGCUAUCCACUACCUGGAUGGAGGAGUGCAGGACUCCAGGGAUGUGUUCGGCCUGAUGGGAAAGGUACCACAGCGCUCUGCAGCAGCUCUCCCUUUGGUUCACUGAUUAUAAACUAUUCUUAUAAAAAAGUAUUUGUAUGACAGGCAACAGCUGCGAUGGUUGGCUAUAAACUAUUCUUAUAAAAAAAUAUUUGCAUGACAGGCAACAGCUGCGAUGGUUGGCUAUAGGCACAGCAGUGGAAGGAAAAGUAACCUAACAUUUGUUGAUCAAUGAAUUUGGCCUGAUGAUUACUAUUCCUUGUUUCAAUCUCAGGCCAAGUACUUUAUGAACCAGCAUAACUUCACUGGAUCCCUGGAGGUGGUGAAUCAGAUAGUGACCUCCCUCUCUGACUUCCUCCCUGGUCUGAUGCUGAAGAUGAAGCUGUUCCUGGCCCUACAGGACUGGGAUCAGGCCCUGGAUACAGCUGCUAGGUAACAGAAACCAUAACCCCUAACCCUACAGGACUGGGAUCAGGCCCUGGAUACAGCUGGCUAGGUAACUAGAACCAUAACCCCUAACCCUACAGGACUGGGAUCAGGCCCUGGAUACAGCUGCUAGGUAACUAGAACCAUAAACCCCUAACCCUACAGGACUGGGAUCAGGCCCUGGAUACAGCUGCUAGGUACACUAGAACCAUAACCCCUAACCCUACAGGACUGGGAUCAGGCCCGGGAUACAGCUGCUAGGUAAACUAGAACCAUAACCCCUAACCCUACAGGAACUGGGAUCAGGCCCUGGAUUACAGCUGCUAGGUAACUAGAACCAUAACCCCUAACCCCUACAGGACUGGGAUCAGGCCUGGAUACAGCUGCUAGGUAACUAGAACCAUAAACCCCUAACCCUAAAGGACUGGGAUCAGGCCCUGGAUACAGCUGCUAGGUAACUAGAAACCAGGACCCCUAAAACCUAAGGACUGGCUAGCUGUUUUAUGCGUAGUUAUAGUUACACUAUAUUGGUUAUAAGUAAACCGUGAACCACUUUUCUUAGUGAUGAAUACAUCACUGUUAUGUAUUUUAUUCAGGAUUUUACAACAAGAUGGGCGGAAUCUGAAAGCUAUCCAAGUUCUAGCCAUCCAUACCAUUGUGGAGGACGGGGAUCUGGUCAAGGUGAGUUCAGAAGAUGGGAACAUGAAUGAGGCUACAUGCAAGCAGUACAGUAGCAUCGUGUAAACAGACUGAUGAGUGCUGUCGCCAAACAGAAUGGAAGCUGGCCAGACUUCUGGUGGUUGGACCAGACUACUAAUACAGUAGAUUAAUAUGGUCAUCAAGGCAUAAAAUUAACUUGUUGGUCCAGCAGCCACUGUGGCAGGUAGAUAAAAAAAUAUACCAGCCACUCAGAUUUUUUAGAUUAGAUAAAUGUUCUCCUGCCCCUUUAAGGGCAGAAGGUUACCGUGGUAGUGUGAUCGAGUCCAGUGUUGCCAGCUUAGCAACUUUGUCGCUAUAUUUAGUGAGUUUUCAGACCCCCUCUAGCGACACAUUUUCAAAAAAUUGACUAGCGACAAUCUACACUUUUUUUGUGUUAUUGGAGUUUUGGAGACUUGACGUGAAAACACUAUCGUUCUUUUCUCUUCCAAAAGGCACGGGUUUUGCCCUGGGCCCCCCCCCCCUGGGCCCCACCCCCCUCCCAAAGCACUCACAGGCCCCCAGUCCCCGCGCACAGUCCCUCCCGCUGCAUCAGAGCAGGAGAUGUUUUACCCUCCGCGUCCAACUGCAAAUGAAUCGCGCAUGCGGGGAAACCCGCUGGCUGAUCCCCGGUGGCUUACAUUCGGGGCGGAUGUAAAUGUUUUAAAAUAAAAAGAAUUGACAGAAGAAAGUUAAUUUUUAGUUCUAAAAAAUUUAGGGGUUUUUUUCUCACUUUUCUUCCUAAGCGUUUUUCUCUCUCCUAAGCGUUUUCCUCUCCCCUACAGGUUUUUUUUUCUUCCUACACGUGUUCCCCCUCUACAGUGUUGUUCCCUCCUCCUAAAAAGCGGUUCCUCUCUCCAGCGUUGUUUUCCCCUCCCUAAGCAUUGUUCCCCCUCUCCUACAGGUUGUUCCUCCUCCCAAGCGUUUUUUCCUCUCUCAAAAGUAUUCCUCCCCCUCCCACGUUAUUCCCCUCCCCUUUCCCACGGUUUUCCCCCUCUCUCCCCACAGGGUUUUUUCCUCCUCUCCCUAAGCUUUUCCCCCCUCUCCCAAGCGUUAUUCCCCCUUGUCCAAAGGUUAUUCCCCCCUCUCCUACGGUUAUUCCUCCUCUCCUACAGCGUAAUUCCUCCUCUUUAAGCGUAUUCCCUUUCUCUCUACAGCGUUAUUCCUCCUCUCCUACAGCUAUUCCCCUCUCCUACACGUUGUUUUUUUCCUACGCUUAUUUUUUUUUGGGGGUUAUUCCCUCCCUUCCACAGCGUUUUUUCCUCCUCUCCACAGGUUUUCCCCCUCCCUAACAGGUUAUUCCUCCUUGCCUACAGUGUUUUUCCUCCUCUUCCCAAGCGUUUUUCUCUCCACGAUUUUUCCCUUCCCAAACGUUUUUCCCCCCUCUUCACAGCGUUAUUCCUCCUCUCUCCCACGCGUUUUCCUCCUCUCUCCCACAGCGUUGUCCCUUUUUCCUACAGGUUUUUCCCCUCUCCUACAGGUUAUUCCCCCCCUCUUCUACAGGUUAUUCCCCCCUCUCCACAGGUUAUUUUUCCCCCUCUCUCCUACAGCGUUUUCCCCCCCCUCCCACAGGUUUUCCCUGUCCUACAUGUUAUCCUCCCCUCUCCUAAGCGUUUUUUCCCCUCUUCCUACAGCGUUUUCCUCUUCCUACAGGUUUGUCCUCUCUCUUUCGCGUUUUUUCCUCCACUUUUACAGCGUUUUUCCCCCUCUUACAGGUUAUUUUCCUUUCUUACAGCGUUGUUCCCCUUCCUACCGUUGUUCCUCUCCUUUCCCCGGUUUUUUCCCCCCCUCUUUUACGCGUUAUUUCCUCCCCUCUUUAAAAAGGUUAUUUUCCCCUCCUUUUACAAAGUUUUUUCCCCCUCUCUCCUACAGGUAAUUCCUCAUCCUCUAUCCUACAGCGUUAUUCCUCCCUCUCUCCUACAGCGUAAUUCCUCCUCUCUCCUACAAGCGUUAAUCCUCCUUCUCUCCUACAGCGUAAUUCCUCCUCUCUCCUAAGCGUUAUUCCUCCCCUCUUCUACAGCGUUAUCCUCCUCUCUCCUACAGCGUUGUUCCUCUCUCUACAGCGUUGUUCCUCUCUCCUACAGCGUUAUUCCUCCCCUCUUCUACAGCGUUAUUCCUCCCCUCUUCUACAGCGUUAUUCCUCCUUCUCCUACAAGCGUUAGUCCUCCUCUCUCCUACAGCGUAAUUCCUCCAUCUCAUCUACAGCGUUAUUCCUCCUCUCUCCUACAGCGUAAUUCCUCCUCUAUCCUACAGCGUAUUCCUCCUCUCUCUACAGCGUAAUUCCUCCUCUCUCCUACAGCGUUAUUCCUCCUCUCUUCUUCAGCGUCCGCCACAAUUACAUGCACACAUGGCCAAUUAUGCAAAUUAGGUCAUGACGUCAUUUAGCGACUUUUUAGGACAGCCAAUAGCUAUUUUCUUUACUGAGGAGUUGGCACCACUGAUCGAGUCAUCUUCAUGCCUGUGAGAUUGAGUCGGACUAGUAGAAGUGUUGUCUUCUCUUCCUUAGCAGUUGAAACUCAAACAUUGAAAAACGACCUAGCUUGUGGAGAAAAAAAAAAAAUGUAAAUAGCCAAGAAACACGAGGUCAAAGUCUCAAGUAAAUUAGACCAACUUUUAUGCCUUUGCGCAGCGCUUCUAAAAAGGAAUCUUUCACUCAGCUUUUCACGUGCGCACAGAACCCAGCCAGGUAGAGUUGCAGCGCGAGGUGGGAUAGUCUAUAGGAUUCGUCCUUUUUUGACUGCGAUUUAAUUUACCAGCUAUGAAACAAAACAGAAGAAAUACUUUGAUUACAGCUACUGCAGCAUUUGUUUUACAAUAAAUGUGAUCUUACUUGACUUUUUAUUCACAAAUGCGAAUGAAAUGCUUGCACUGUGGAGCCCUGACCAACCGCCAACGUGGCUGGUGAAAUAUACAUUUUAUCCGCCAAUGCUAAAAUCUACCGGCAUUUGGCAGGCGUUAAUUUUAGGCCCUGAUGGGCCUCAUGUUAUGUUUGCAGGCCAAGGAACACCUGCAGGCCCUGGUUAGUGCAGCAGAGGUCUCGGAGCCCUGCUCUCCCAGUCUCCACGUCAGUCUCUCCCAGCCCAUCAGCAGGCUGGUAAGUAUUGAGCUGAGUUUAGUGGGGCUGUAUGCGUUGGACGUCACUAGACAUUCAGAACUUCCGGGGCUUAGCCCUGAAGACCUGGGGCUGAAGACCUGGGGCUGA
Messenger RNA from Coregonus sp. 'balchen', 9367 nucleotides. NCBI's taxonomy places the organism in Eukaryota, Metazoa, Chordata, Actinopteri, Salmoniformes, Salmonidae. The record is from the annotation of a GenBank genome assembly.